AUGGAAGGAAAAGAAAAAAAAUGGAGACUUCUGGAGGGACGAAAGAAUGUGGAAAACAACGGGAGGAGGAAGUUCAGUCCAGGAACUUCUGAGUCAUGCAGAAAUCAGCCUUUUGUUGAGGAAGAGAAGGAGAAGACUAAUCAUGAUGUUGUUAUCAUUGUGGAAGAGGAGGAGAGUGAUCUUACUGUUGUUAUCGUUGAGGAGGAAGAGGAAGAGAAGGAUGAGGAGAGUAAUCCUGAUGAUGUUAUCAUUGCGGAUGAGGAGCAGAGUGAUCCUGAUGUUGUUAUCGUUGGGGAUGAGGAUGAGGAAGAGAGUAAUUGUGAUGCUAUUAUCAUUGCAGGGGAGGUGAAGACUGAACCUAAUAUUGUUAACGUUGCGGAGGAAGAGGAGGAUGAGGAUGAGGAUGAGGAUGAUGAUAGUGAUCCUGGUGUUGUUAUCGUUACGGAGGAGGAAGAGAAGAAAAAAGAGGAGGAGGAGGUGGAGAGUGAUCCUGAUGUUGUUAACGUUGCAGAGGAGGAGGAGGAGGUGGAGACUGAACCUAAUGUUGAGGAGGAUGAAGAGGAGGAGAGUGAUCCUGAUGUUGUUAUCGUUAUAAAAGAGGAGGUGGAGAGUGAUCCUGAUGUUGUUAACAUUGUGGAGGAGGAGGAGGUGGAGGUUGAACCUGAUGUUGUUAACGUUACAGAGGAGGAGAAUGAUGAGGAGGAGACUGACCCUGAUGUUGUUAUCAUUGAAGAGAAGAAGGAUCUUAUGUUGAAUGCAACAAAUGAGGUUGUUUUUUCUAAGUCAAAUAUGUGCAGGACAGGGGACAAAUCCAAAGAGUUUACUGAUACAACCUUAUAUUCUAAGUCAGAAUUCGAAUCUUCAAAUGAUGCUCUUCGAAAGAAUCCGAAGAAGAUUCUUAAAGAGUUUGAGUUUCUGAAGUUUAUUGUUGAUUCAAUAAAAAAGGUCAAUGAUCAUAAUGAAGUCAUUCCUCCAGAAGAGGAGGAACAUGCUUAUGUCAAAGAAACACUUCCUUUAGUAUUCCGAUUUGAAGACGAGGAACCUCUUCUCCCAGAGAAAGAAAAAUGGGAAAAGGAAAUUGAAGAUCUUUUUUCUGAAAUGAACAUGUGUAUCUUGGAAUCACAUAUUGAAUUUACGAAUCCAUCAGUUUCGCCAAUGUAG
Solanum tuberosum (potato) is the source of this 1161-nucleotide messenger RNA. Its product is annotated as FK506-binding protein 5-like. The transcript is spliced from 2 exons. Gene Ontology annotation, biological process: gene silencing by siRNA-directed DNA methylation. The record is from RefSeq and is a predicted model, not a curated record. NCBI's taxonomy places the organism in Eukaryota, Viridiplantae, Streptophyta, Magnoliopsida, Solanales, Solanaceae. Bases 1 to 1161 code for a protein of 386 amino acids.